UUUACACGUAACCGCAUUUUCAUUUCCUGUCCCGUUCUUCUCAUUUUGUCGGAUUUUGGGUUUAAUUUAAAGAUGAAUACGGUUUUAUCGAGAGCAAACUCGUUAUUUGCUUUCUCCCUGAGUGUCAUGGCGGCUCUAACGUUCGGCUGCUUCAUUACGACGGCGUUUAAAGACAGAAGAGUUCCAGUCGACAUACACGUCUCUAAAGUCAUGCUGAAGAAUGUGGAUGACUUCACUGGACCUAGAGAACGCAGCGACUUGGGUUUCAUCACAUUUGACCUCUCAGCUGAUUUGCAGCCAAUUUUUGACUGGAACGUCAAACAACUGUUCCUCUAUCUCUCUGCAGAGUACGCAACAAAAAACAAUGCAUUGAACCAGGUGGUGCUGUGGGAUAAGAUCGUUCUUCGGGGAGAAAACACAAAACUCAAUCUCCGAGACAUGAAAUCCAAAUACUUCUUUUUCGAUGACGGGAAUGGACUCCGGGCGAAUAAAAAUAUCACAUUAAGUCUCUCCUGGAACGUGGUGCCAAACGCUGGAAUUCUGCCCCUAGUGGUCGGACAUGGACAUGUUAGCCUGCCUUUCCCUGAAAAGUAUGAGACCGCCAAGAGCUACUGAACCUUUAUCAAGCAAUUUCAAAUCAGGACUGUAAAAUUAUCCAGAAUAACAACGGGAGAAUGUUUGUACAAUGUUUUUCUGUUAUGAUGUGAAUAAUUUUGUUUCCCAAAAAAUUGUGCAUUUUUAAGGUAUAUUAGUUUUGUUUAAUUUAGAGAUAGACCGCUGUAUUGGGGGGACUGAGUUAAGUUCAUGGAUUGUAUGUUUAGACAGAUACUUUCUUUUAGUCAAAAGUUUUCACAAAAGGACAUAAUGAAGCUGUGUUUGAACUUAAAGAUUAAGAUCAGUCCAAAAAAAAAACGGUUGAUCUCUAGUUUUAUUUCCUUUAAGUUUAUUGUUGGUCAAUACUUGUAUGACAGCUGAUCAAGAUGCAGCUGGUGCUAAAUUUGUGAAAAUAAAGUUGAGAUGUGUUUCUGAAUGGUUACUUAAAACAAA
Messenger RNA from Periophthalmus magnuspinnatus, 1047 nucleotides. RefSeq names its product signal peptidase complex subunit 3 (gene spcs3). The coding region runs from base 73 to 615 and encodes 180 amino acids. The transcript is spliced from 5 exons. NCBI's taxonomy places the organism in Eukaryota, Metazoa, Chordata, Actinopteri, Gobiiformes, Gobiidae. Gene Ontology annotation, cellular component: membrane; signal peptidase complex. The record is from RefSeq and is a predicted model, not a curated record. Gene Ontology annotation, biological process: protein targeting to ER.